AUGAGACAGAAGAAAACACUCAAGGUGAGUAUCCACGAAAUUAAAAAGUAUUGUCCCUUCGUAAAAAACAUACAACUGUUUUACAAUGCCAAUGAGAGCAAAAGCAAAGACAAGCACAACAAGAACAAUGUGGUCCUAUCAGUCAUGUCCAAUCUAUGCCCAGUGGGAAAGGCUAUCAACGAAAAACGCUUAAUCAUAAUAGACAACAAAUCAAAAAUAAAUAUUUUUAAAAUUCUCAGAAAGUCAAACAUUAUAUCGAGACAUUUGGUGGAUUCCUUAGCCGCUCGAAGUAGGACAUUAGAAGUAAAAGGGCAGCAAGAGCAUAAUCAAAGAGGAGAGGCUCCUACAGUUGGAAGAACACCUCCUGAUGAGUAUAGCCUUACCGGUGAUGUUUGCAGAACGCAAAAUACCCAUAGUGGAGAAUGCCUGUGUAAGAGUUGGGGCAAGAAAACUUCCCUACAUAGCAACACUCUUAGUGUAGUUGAAAAUAAAUCUAAUGUCUCAUUAACAUGGUCUAAUGAAGCUUAUAACCUAUUCCAAAAAGAGUGCACAAACGACCUGAACAUACUUUUAAAUAAGCUCCAUUUAGACAAAAGAUAUAGAGUGUUUACCAUCCUAAACAAAUGCAGAGAAUCAUAUCCAAAUGUGUAUGUAGAAAAUGGCAAAUUAUUGCUUCCCUUUUUUUUUGCCUUUUUUCAAAAUUUUGGCUACAAACACUGUGUUGGAAAUAGUGCCUGCAGGAUUGGGGGAAAUUAUGAUGGCGUCGCGGAUGGGUUGAGAGACUCCACACGGAGGAAGGAAAAUACUAAUUCGUGGGAUGGGUGCAAUGUGCGCACAUCUCUUAUGAAGAGAACGAACGAGAAAACGGUGGUGUGGUGCUCCAAUGAUUAUCUAUGCUUGUCGAAUAACGAACAAGUGAUAGACGUUGGAAUCGAAACACUGAAAAAGAUUGGGAACAGCAGUGGAGGUACAAGGAACAUAUCAGGUAGUUUACUAAAUCAUAGUCAUUUGGAAUAUAUAUUGGCUAAAUGGUUUAAUAAAGAGAGUGCAUUAUUAUUUACGUCGGGGUAUAUAGCAAAUGUGGGUGCAUUAGAAACUUUGGGGAAAUUACUAAAUCUUGUAUUCGUAUCGGACGAAAUGAAUCAUGCAUCUAUAAUCAAUGGAAUCAGAGAAUCCAGAUGUGAAAAAAUUAUAUUCAAACAUAACGAUAUGGUAGAUCUAGAAAGGGUUCUAAAAAAAAUUAGAACAGAUAAAGAAUCUAAAAAUAGAAAAAUCAUGAUUGUGUUUGAAUCCAUUUAUAGUAUGUCAGGAAAUAUUUCUAACAUUCCAUGUAUUGUUCAGCUAGCCAAAAAAUAUAAUGCACUUACGUAUGUUGAUGAGGUUCAUGCCGUAGGAUUGUAUGGAAAAACGGGUUCUGGAUAUUUAGAAGAAUUAAAUCUAUGUGAUCACAUUGAUAUAAUUAAUGGAACUUUAUCAAAAGCCAUAGGUUCUUUGGGUGGGUUCAUUUGUGCGAACAAGUAUUUUAUUGAUGUCAUUAGAUCCUACUCGCCCCAUUUUAUUUUCACCACAUCUUUGACGCCUGUCAAUAUUAACACAUCUGCGGAGGCCAUUCACAUAAUUCAGACUGACAGAAAUCUGCGAAAUAAAUUUCGCAAAGUUGUCCAAAAGACAAAGGAAAGAUUGGAACAACAGGGGAUACACAUUUUGAAGAACAACUCUCAUAUCGUUGUCGCCUUGAUUAACUCUGCUGAGAAGUGUAAGCAAAUUUGUGACGAUCUCCUCACGGAAUAUAAUAUAUACUUGCAGCCGAUUAAUUAUCCCACCGUUCCGAGAGGAUCGGAAAGAAUCAGAAUCACGCCCUCGCCGUAUCACACAGAUGAGCACAUUGAGAAACUGGCAUAUAGCCUUUACAUGCUAUUCAAAAAGUACCAAGUAAAUAUGUUUGACGGGGAGAACAGUCAGGCGCAAAUGGAGCUAUAG
Plasmodium knowlesi strain H is the source of this 1980-nucleotide messenger RNA. RefSeq names its product delta-aminolevulinic acid synthetase, putative. Lineage: Eukaryota; Apicomplexa; Aconoidasida; Haemosporida; Plasmodiidae. The record is from RefSeq and is a predicted model, not a curated record. Gene Ontology annotation, biological process: heme biosynthetic process. The transcript is spliced from 2 exons. Gene Ontology annotation, molecular function: 5-aminolevulinate synthase activity; pyridoxal phosphate binding. The coding region runs from base 1 to 1980 and encodes 659 amino acids. Gene Ontology annotation, cellular component: mitochondrion.